AUGCGCUCGAAAAUAUUUGAUGAUGCCGAGCUCGAGCGACUACGACGUGAGGCCAUUCCCUCAUCGAAUGAAAAGGCUAUGGCUGGGGACGCGGCUCCUCAGGUGACAAACCAGCAUCUAGGCGUGGAAGCCGCCAUGUAUCUUUCUAUUGUGGUUGAUUCGGACGAUGAUGAAAUGAUUUCCCACGAACUAGAGGAAAUGAGGAACAUAUUGGAAGAGGCGAUUUUGGAAAUGCGCAGCAUGUCUCUCGAAAAUCGUCCAUGA
Molecule: messenger RNA, 264 nt
Organism: Parnassius apollo (apollo)
Lineage: Eukaryota; Metazoa; Arthropoda; Insecta; Lepidoptera; Papilionidae
Source: the annotation of a GenBank genome assembly